AUGAGCAUGUCUCCUUCUAUCUGCGUCACCAUCUUGUUGCUUGCACUGGUCCCGCAGUCGCCGGCAUCAGCCAGCAUUAACAACAACAAUGGCGUCGCCGUCGCGGCCCCUAGCGUGCCCACGGCGACCCAGUUCCUGCAGGCGCACAACGACGCGCGCCGCGAUGUCGGCGUGGCACCCCUGGAGUGGAACUCGACGCUGGAGCAGGACGCCCAGCGGUACGCGGACCGGCUCGGCAUCGGCUGCAAGCUGGAGCCACUAGACAUCGAGCUGAUCUACCUGCAGAACACCUACAACGGCAGCGGUUACCAAGAUGGCGCCGCCGUCACCGCCUCGUGGGUGAACGGGCGGCGGUGGUACGACUACCGCGUUAACGCGUGCGCGCCCGGCCACGAAUGCGGGGCCUACAAGCUGGUGGUGUGCAGCACCGCGCAAGAGCUCGGCUGCGCCCGCCGUACCUGCCGGAGCAGCCCCGACACCGUGGCUGUUUGCAGCUACUUCCCUGCCUGCGACUACAACGACCGGCCAUACUGA
Triticum dicoccoides is the source of this 534-nucleotide messenger RNA. RefSeq names its product pathogenesis-related protein PRMS-like. The record is from RefSeq and is a predicted model, not a curated record. The transcript has a single exon. The coding region runs from base 1 to 534 and encodes 177 amino acids. NCBI's taxonomy places the organism in Eukaryota, Viridiplantae, Streptophyta, Magnoliopsida, Poales, Poaceae.